AUGGCAUCAAACUUCAAACUAGACAAUAAUGAUCUAGAGAUAUUUACUUUAAUUUGGCUUGAUGCUGAAGUAAAUGGACCGGAAAAUAAACAAACUCAAAAUGACUUUCGUCAAUUAAGUAUUGAUUUUAAAACAUUUGAUAGUAUUUAUGAUUGUGAAUUAUAUAUUGAAUCAUUAUCAAUUGAUACACGUAUUGUUUUAAUUGUUAGUGGUCGUUUAGGUCGAGAAAUGGUACCACGUAUUCAUGAAAUCAAACAAAUUCAUUUGAUUUAUGUUUAUUGUUUUGAUAGAAAAGGAAAUUUAGGAUGGACAAAAAAUUAUUCAAAGAUUAAAGAUGUUUUAACAGAAAAAAAAGACUUAAUUAAACAAAUUCGUAAUGAUAAUAAAAAAGAAAUUUAUCAAAUCAAUAAUGAAUCACUUUAUAUAAAUAUUUAUACAAAUAAAUCUGAUGAUCAAUUUAUUUAUUCACAAUUAUUAAUUGAUUAUUUACUUAAAAUGAAAAUUAAUUCAAUAAUUGAUAAACAAUUUUUUACUUUAUGUGAAAUAGAAUAUGAUGAAAAUAAUUUAGAAUUAAAAAUUCUUGAAGAAUUUCAACAAAAUAAUUCAUCUGAAAAUAGUUUAGAUUUAUUAAUAAAAGAUAAAUUUCUUUCAAAAUUAUUAACUAAAGCAUUCAAUAGAAAAAAUAUUAAUUUACUUUAUUUAUUUCGUUUUUAUAUUCGUAAUAUACAUCAACAAUUAGAAUUACAUAAAUGUUUAACUUCUAUAAAUGUUUACUAUAGUUAUUUAAUAACUGAUGAAGAAUUUGAACAAUUAAAAAAUUCUAUUGGAAAAUUUAUAUCAAUUAAUACAUUUUUAUUAACAACAUUUCAAUAUGAUAAAGCUUUUCUUGCUUUAAAACAAGCAAAUAAUUCAAAAAAAAUUUUAUUUGAAAUUUUUGCUGAUCCAUCUAUUGAUGAUAUUAAACUAUUUGCUGAUAUAAAAUCAUUUAAUUCAUCUAUAAAUCAAUCACAAAUACUUUUUAUGUUAGGAUCAAUAUUUCAUAUAGAAAAAUUAUCUCAACAAGAUGAUAUUUGGAUAUGUCAAAUGAAUUUAUCGAGUAGAAAUCAUCCAGAUUUGAAAAAUAUUUUUGAACGAAUUAAAGAAGAAGAUGGUGAUAGUGAAACAGAUCUUCUUUCAUUUGGAAAUUUUUUAGCACGUAUAGGUCAACAUGAUGAUGCUGAAAAAUAUUAUAAACAUGUAUUAAAUGAAUUACCAUCUAAUCACGAAGAUAUACAUGUAGUUUAUCGUAAUCUAGGAAAUGUGGCCUAUAUUAAAAAUGAUUAUGAUAAAAGUCUUGAAUAUCAUUUAAAAUCAUUAGAAAUCCAAAAACGUUUAUUUAAAAGUGAUGACUCAAAUAUUGCCAAUAGUUACAAUUGUCUUGGUGUUGUUUAUUUUAAUAAAAAUAAUUAUAAACAAGCCAUUAAUUCAUAUGAAAAAGCAUUAAAUAUUUUAAAUUUAACAUUGGAAAAUAAUCAUACAAAAAUAGCUACUUGUUUAAAUAACAUUGGUCUUGUUUAUCGAACAGAAAAAAAUUAUUUUAAAGCACUUGAUUCUUAUAGAAAAGUUUUAGAUAUUGAAAAAAAAUAUUUAUCCGAAAAUCAUUCUGAUUUAGGACAAACAUAUCAUAAUAUUGGUGCACUUUAUUGGUGUUGUGGUUUCUAUGAUAAUGCGAUGGAAUAUUAUAAUUUAUCACUUGAAAAUAAAUAUCAAUAUCUUCCAUCUCAACAUAUAUCUAUUGCUAUGACAUUAGAAAAUAUUGGUUUAAUUCAUGAAAAUAAAAAUAAUAUUCAAGAAGCAUUGAAAUACUACAAAGAAGCUGCAAUUAUUUAUCGACACACUUUAUCACCAGUGCAUUCAGAUGUUCUACAAAUUGAAAAUAACAUUUCACGUGCUUUAUCUCAUUUAAAAUAA
Messenger RNA from Rotaria sordida, 1950 nucleotides. NCBI's taxonomy places the organism in Eukaryota, Metazoa, Rotifera, Eurotatoria, Philodinida, Philodinidae. The record is from the annotation of a GenBank genome assembly.